AUGGCGCCCAAGGCUAAUAUCCCAAUUAUUGACAUCGCCGCUGAGGGUGUCGACAGGACCGCCAUUGCGCGCCAACUUGUCGAUGCCGCCGUCGAGCAUGGCUUCAUUUACAUCCGUAACACGGGCAAGUACAUCACGCUAAGCGACCAAGACUCGGCAUUUGAUCUGUCCAAGAAGCUGUUCAAAGCACCUGUCGAGGAGAAGGCCACCUGCACUAUCCAGAAGAACAACCGCGGCUGGUCUGGUAUGCACUCUGAGACUCUCGACCCCAAGAACCAAAAGGUCGGCGAUUACAAGGAGGCUUUCAACUUUGGCGAGUUCAAGGAUGGCAAGGCGCAGCAACCUCUGCCUCCCACCAUUCAAUCAGAUGAGCCCUUCCUGAACUCGUUCAGAGAUCAGUGCCAUGCUCUCUGCCUGGAACUCCUCGAGCUUCUCGGCAUCGGCCUCGAUGUAUUCUCUCCCCUCUUUCUCAAGCUUCCCUUUAUCGAGCAGCUCACUAACCUGUGUCACCAGGUCAACCCCACAGACUUCUUCUCGUCCGCUCAUCUCCGCUCAAAGGGCGACUCGGGCACGAUCCUCCGCAUGCUCUACUACCCGCCCACCUCAGCCACCUCCUCCAACCCAGACGACGUCCGCGCCGGAGCCCACUCCGACUACGGCUCCGUCACACUCCUCUUCCGCCUCCGCGGCCAGGCGGGGCUCGAGAUCCUCACCCGCGAGAACACCUGGGCCCCCGUCCCCGUCACGCCGCCCGGCACGGAAGCGGACGGCCUGCCUCCGAUCCUCAUCAACAUUGGUGACCUCCUCAGCUACUGGACCAACGGCCUCUUCCGGAGCACAGUCCACCGCGUCGUGUUUGGCGGGGAAGGCGCCGAGGGCGAGACGGAUACGGGGCCGAGGUACUCCAUGGCCUUCUUCUGUCACCCCGUUGGCUCCGUGGCGUUGGAUCCCGUACCGAGCGAUAGGGUGAAGGAGUUUGUCGCGCCCGAGGGGACGCCGAACGCGAAUCCCUACGCGGAGCGCAAGGUUAUGACUGCUGACGAUCACUUGUUCAUGAGACUGAGAGAGAGUUAUAAGGGGCUGUACAAGGAGGAGGAGGCCAAGGCAUGA
Messenger RNA from Colletotrichum fioriniae, 1110 nucleotides. RefSeq lists its product as uncharacterized. Gene Ontology annotation, molecular function: 2-oxoglutarate-dependent dioxygenase activity. The record is from RefSeq and is a predicted model, not a curated record. NCBI's taxonomy places the organism in Eukaryota, Fungi, Ascomycota, Sordariomycetes, Glomerellales, Glomerellaceae.